AGGGGAACUUGGCUCAAGUACUUUCCCGCGGCCGCGUCGCAACGGCAGCGCAUCGAGAUGCAGAUCUUCGUCAAAACCCUCACGGGCAAGACGAUCACGCUUGACGUGGAAGCAUCCGACACCAUCGACAAUGUGAAGGCCAAGAUCCAAGACAAGGAGGGCAUUCCUCCCGACCAGCAGCGAUUGAUCUUCGCUGGAAAGCAGUUGGAGGAUGGCCGCACCCUUUCAGACUACAACAUUCAGAAGGAGUCCACGUUGCACUUGGUGUUGCGUCUUCGCGGUGGUGUCAUUGAGCCUUCUUUGGCCGUGCUUGCCCGAAAGUUCAACUGCGAGAAGAUGAUUUGCCGCAAGUGCUAUGCUCGCCUCCAUGCUCGGGCCGUGAACUGCCGCAAGAAGAAGUGCGGCCACAGCAACCAGCUCCGCCCCAAGAAGAAGCUGAAGUAAGCGAAUCCUCUGGAGGCUGCAAGCUGUCCAUGGUCGGGCUGCUUUUGGCAGGUUCAAGUCGAGCCGAUGCGCGGACGCGGGGAGUGCUUAAGAGGAUGCUUAAA
Cladocopium goreaui is the source of this 548-nucleotide messenger RNA. The record is from the annotation of a GenBank genome assembly. Lineage: Eukaryota; Dinophyceae; Suessiales; Symbiodiniaceae.